Cladophialophora bantiana CBS 173.52 is the source of this 1635-nucleotide messenger RNA. RefSeq lists its product as uncharacterized. Gene Ontology annotation, molecular function: DNA-binding transcription factor activity; transcription cis-regulatory region binding. The record is from RefSeq and is a predicted model, not a curated record. The transcript has a single exon. NCBI's taxonomy places the organism in Eukaryota, Fungi, Ascomycota, Eurotiomycetes, Chaetothyriales, Herpotrichiellaceae. The coding region runs from base 1 to 1635 and encodes 544 amino acids. Gene Ontology annotation, cellular component: nucleus. Gene Ontology annotation, biological process: positive regulation of transcription by RNA polymerase II.
AUGCGACUCGUGUGGGUCGACUCGGAGACUGGGGGAUAUGAGCCGCAGCGGCGACGUGCCUAUCCCUGCGAAUUGACCUGGGACGGAUAUCCGACCUGGACCUUGAGGGAGCUGGGCCAUCUGAUCACGCACGCAGAGAAAAAACGGUGUCGAUGUCCCCUGCAUGGCCAUCCCAGUCCGUUUAUUGCUUUCUCAGGCUAUGAAUCGAUUAAUGCCUCGUCCGCCCAAUUCGAGGAGACGACGCCUCCGGAAGAGGGUACAGACUGCCCGGAAGGCCAGCAAACUGAACCAUCAGAGAUCACGACCCCUACCACGUACACACCUCCUUCGCCACAAACAACCGAUUACAUUGACCAUGCAAAUCUUGGUCCUCUCACGAUCUCUAUGCCGGCAGAAUUGUCGACGUCUUUGAUACCAGAUGGAUCACGCGAGGAUAACGAGCUCUUCCACCACUACAUCUCUAAUGUGUCCGUUAUGAUGACCCCAAUUAAUGACGAUUAUAAUCCAUGGAAGUCGACAUACCCGUGCCUCGCGGUGCACGACGUGACUUCAACCAGCACUCGCUCUCUGUUCCACGGCAUUCUGGCCCAGUCGGCAUUUCACCUCUCCAACCUCGAUGUGCCAAACCCUGCAAGCUAUCGCAGGUCGGCCACGCAGCACUUCGGCAUCGCGUUGCGUCACCUCCGUCGCAGCCUGGCCAGUUCGACGGAGAAGUUCAGCAGUACGCUGGCGGCAAUGCUGACCGUCACGCUCGCCGAGCACGUCUUUCACGGCCAGUCCAAAGGCUUGAGGCAUCAUCUCCAGGGUUCUAUCCAAUACGUGGCGCAGUAUCUGGGGCACAAGCCUUGGCUUACUUCUUACGAGGCGUGGGUAAUCACGCAAAGUUUUGUUCUGCACACGCUCAUGUCUCAAAUUGCGGGCGGCAGCGCGACCAACACCUCCAGUACGGCCAUGACGCUCCAUGAAGUGCUGGAAGAUGUCACGGCCGACCCUCGGUUCGCAUAUACGCUCGGUAGCACACCUCGGUUGAUGAAGGCGUUGUACCACGCCCGCCUCCUCGAGGAACAGCUAGCCGCGAGAGGGUCUUUCCGGGGUGGCAAGCCUGACCUGUCAGAGGACGAACUGCUUCAGGCCAGCAAGAUCUUCGUCGCGCUUAACACCCCCCUGGACGCAGAGGUCGAGCUCUACAUGAGCAGACAGCGGCCGAUCGAGGCACCGGCACAACAGCGGAAAUUCAUCGUGUCGAACUUGAAUCUCUUUAACUCCGCUGUGACCAUCUACCUCCUUCGCGUGGUCUUGCGUUAUCCACCCUCGACGGUCGCGGAACAGGUGUCCCAAACUCUUUCUGCGGCGGUGGCGCUCCUCGAAAUGGACCGCGCCGCAGUCUCGAUCUGGCCCAUCUUCAUCGCCGCCGCCGAAGCCUACACGGCCGAGGCGCAGGCACUGGCGGAGUGCGUCUUGAGCCUCUCGACGAGCUUUGGAGCCGCCAACCGUGGGGUGAUUCACCGGGUCGUGAAGCAGAUAUGGAGUGAACGCGAAGAGGUCGCCGCGCAACGGCAGUGCGAGGUCGGCGACAUCCUCGUGGAUUGGAGGGAGGUGUUGAGGAACCUGGAGGUGGAGAUUCUGCUGCUCUGA